Populus trichocarpa (black cottonwood) is the source of this 979-nucleotide messenger RNA. RefSeq names its product peroxisomal membrane protein PMP22. The coding region runs from base 240 to 797 and encodes 185 amino acids. The record is from RefSeq and is a predicted model, not a curated record. The transcript has 7 exons. NCBI's taxonomy places the organism in Eukaryota, Viridiplantae, Streptophyta, Magnoliopsida, Malpighiales, Salicaceae. Gene Ontology annotation, cellular component: cytoplasm; membrane.
AACGACUCAAACCCUUGGAGCUCAUGUCACUAUUGGCAGUCCUUUCUCAGCCAAGCAUCAGACACUAACUGACACGUACUAUAGCUCCUAACUCCCACUUGUCACUUUCUUAUGUCUUUGUCUGAUAUUUUUUAGAGCGAGUCACUGGUCAAGUUAACGAGAGGAAGUUGGGUGAGAGUGAUUAGUACAGAAGGUUGAGUCUUUCUUGCUCAAUUUUACAGGCAAAUGUAAUAUAAAAAAUGGGGUCAGUAGCGAAGAGAGGACUGCAACAGUACUUGUUACAGCUUCAACAGCACCCCCUGAGAACUAAGGCAAUUACAGCAGGGGUGUUAUCAGCUGUCAGUGACAUAGUAGCACAGAAACUCUCUGGCAUACAGAAACUUCAAAUUAAAAGGAUUUUGCUCAAAGUGCUUUUUGGGUUUGGAUAUCUGGGACCAUUCGGGCAUUUCCUACAUUUAAUGCUGGAAAAAAUGUUCAAGGGAAAGAAGGAUACCGCAACAGUUGCCAAGAAGGUGGCUGUGGAGCAGUUGACAGCUUCUCCUUGGAACAACUUGGUUUUCAUGAUUUAUUAUGGGAUGGUUAUUGACGGAAGACCCUGGAUGCAAGUGAAAACUAAACUAAAAAAGGAAUACCCAGCAGUGCAGUUCACAUCAUGGACGUUCUGGCCAGUCGUUGGGUGGGUAAAUCACCAGUACGUGCCACUGCAGUUUCGUGUUAUUUUCCACAGCCUUAUCGCAGUAGGCUGGGGAAUAUUUCUAAAUCUCCGAGCAAAGUCAAUGGCGUUGACCAAAGGUUAACAGAAGAACAGAAAUCACCAAAGAUGAAUAAUGCUUCCUGUUGCAUGAACAUAUUAUGUGGCUAGCACAUUGUUUUGAGCAACCAUAAACUCAGCAAUAUUAGGCCUUCAAUUAUUUGUGUAAUGUGUGAUGGAUAUUGAUGAAAUUUUUUUUGGGAAAUGUUAUCUCUUCUCUUUCUCACA